Molecule: messenger RNA, 7488 nt
Organism: Penicillium daleae
Lineage: Eukaryota; Fungi; Ascomycota; Eurotiomycetes; Eurotiales; Aspergillaceae
Product: Acyl transferase/acyl hydrolase/lysophospholipase
Exons: 6
Coding region: 1-7488 (2495 amino acids)
Biological process (GO): fatty acid biosynthetic process; secondary metabolite biosynthetic process
Molecular function (GO): fatty acid synthase activity; hydrolase activity; 3-oxoacyl-[acyl-carrier-protein] synthase activity
Source: RefSeq, a predicted model, not a curated record
AUGGCAUCCUCGACGGUCCACACGGCUCGGCCCGUUUGCUUUUUGUUUGGGCCUCAAAGUUGUGCGAUCGCCGAAAGCUUAUCUUUCAUUCACAACACCCUUCAAACUACUCCAUCCGUUGAGUUUUUCAAGCCUGUGCUAGAAGAGCUUCCUUCAUUAUGGCCUGUCAUCACAGACGUAUGGCCUGCCUUGACUCAGGUUCCCGGUGCUACACAACUGAGCGUCCUUGGUAGACUCGCGCAGGGGGAGUCUGUCAGUAGCCAGGAGCUUUCGUUGAAUGUUCUCUUGACACCCAUCACAGUUCUAAGGCAGAUACUGGAGUAUUUUUUAGCCAAAGAACGUGGUGAGGAGCAUCAGGUCGUUGACGCGCAAGGCUUUUGCGUUGGAUUCCUAUCUGCGGCCGCAGUGUCCUGCUCGCCGGACACGAAUCACUUCCCACAAAUCGCGUCAGCCAUGGUCCGCUUGGCUGUGUGUAUCGGAGCUGCAGUUGACUUGGACGCACUUCAAUAUGGCCCUACUCAAUCUCUGGCUGUAAGAUGGAAAGAUGACUUGGAGAACGAGAAACUGAAAGAUAUUUUGCUUGAAUCUGACACGGGCUAUAUUUCAUGCUUCACUGACACAAACUCUGCUACUAUUACCGUUGCAGAUUUGGAGUUAAGUGCCAUUCUGGAGCAGUUGAAAAGCGAGGGCUUGUCGGCUAAGGUGAUCGGCUUGCGGGGAAGGUUUCAUCAUGCAUCUCACACUACGUCUGUGACGUAUCUUUCCAGGCUUUGUGGGCUCGAUUCUCGUUUUCGACUGCCUGAUACAUAUAUCCAGCGCCAUCUACCGUUGAGGUCCAACGUGGAUGGCAAUGUAGUUGAGGAGGUCCCCGCGAUUCACGAGGUCGCACUAGAAUCAAUCCUUGUGAAGCCUUCACAGUGGUUCCUUACCGUAUCAUCUACUCUCCAAGACACACAGGCCAUUCUCGACGGCCAACUUGGCUUCAUUGCCAUUGGGACUGAUCAAUUUGUACCACGACUUAUUAGAAGCCGCCUGCUCCAGUCCGACAAAUUGCCUAGUACGAGUUCUACCAACUACCGCAGGAUCUCCAAUAAGGUCGAUGAGUUCGGUAAUGAGUUUGAUCAGAUUGAAGAUGACACGGGGAACAAGCAAGCGAAAACGACAACCUCUAACCUUGCAAUUCCCAUAGCAAUCACUGGCAUGGGAUGCCGAUAUGCGCAGGCAAACUCUCCAGAGCUUUUGUGGGAGAUACUACAGCUUGGAAAAUGCGCAGUUGGACCACUACCUACCAAGAGAUUCAAGAUGGAUGAGGUUCUCCGGAAGCCGAAGGGACCAUUUUUCGGGAACUUUUUAGCCAACCCGGAUGCUUUCGACCACCGCUUCUUUGGAAUAUCAGCUCGUGAGGCAGAGUCUAUGGAUCCUCAGCAGCGGCUACUCCUGCAAGUCGCUUAUGAAGCAAUGGAAUCUGCAGGAUACUGCGGUAUGAGGAAGGCUAAUCUGCCAACCGAUAUUGGGUGUUACGUGGGUGUUGGAUCCGACGACUACACAGACAACGUAGGUUCGACAAACGCGAACGCUUUCUCGGCUACUGGAACACUUCAAGCAUUCAAUAGCGGCCGUGUAAGUCACUUCUUUGGAUGGAGUGGUCCCUCAAUUGUUGUGGACACGGCGUGCUCCUCGGCUGCGGUUGCAAUUCACAUGGCAUGCAAGGCUCUCGAAGGCAAAGAGUGCUCGAUCGCUGUGGCAGGAGGGGUCAAUAUCAUGACUAGCCCUAGGGUCACACAGAACCUAGCUGCAGCUUCAUUCCUGUCCCCGACCGGCGCUUCCAAGGCUUUUGAUCGAGAUGCAGAUGGGUACUGCAGGGGGGAAGGUGCAGGUCUGGUUGUUUUGAGACCACUGGCCGAUGCAAUUCGCGAUGGAGAUCCAAUUCUUGCUGUCAUAGGCGGGUCAGCUGUCAAUCAGGGAUCGAAUUGUUCUCCCAUCACAGUACCGCAUUCGGAGUCACAAAUGUCACUGUACCAAAAGGCAAUGACGGCCGCAGGUGUUUCUCCAGAGGAUAUCACAUACGUUGAGGCGCAUGGAACCGGAACACAAGUGGGUGACCCGAUCGAGUUCGACAGCCUCAGGAGAACUUUCAGCAAACCAGCUAGAAAGGAUAAGGUUUACGUGGGAUCCAUCAAGGACAACAUUGGACACACAGAGACCGCUUCUGGAGUCGCGGGUCUACUUAAGACAAUCAUGAUGCUCCAAAAAAGCAAAAUCCCUAAGCAGGCCAAUUUUUCGCAGCUGAAUCCCAAGAUUGCGCCUUUCGGAAACGAACUCAUCGAUAUUCCCACCCACCUUACCGAAUGGCCAUCCGCCAGGUCUUCAAGUGCUGUGGCCAUGGUGACCAACUAUGGUGCGGCAGGUAGUAACGCGGCCAUUGUCGUUAAGCAACAUAAAAAGUCUUGCAUCCCAACGGCCCGAGCCUGUGUGCAACCAUCCGAAGUGCCGAUAAUUCUCGCUGCCAAUUCUGUGGAGUCGUUACAGUCCUACUGCGAGAUGUUGGUCUCCCAUAUCCGACAAGGACGAAUUGAUUGCUGCGGGGACCUGGCGUAUAACUUGGCUAUAAAGCAAAACAGAGAUCUAGAAUACGCUCAUUCGUUUACUGUUCCAUCCGGUGAGACUGCCUCACUUCUUGCUAUGCUUGAAUCCACAGCACAGGAAGUGAGCAUUGCCAAGAAGCAAACACGUUCCCGCUUGCCCAUUAUCCUAUGCUUCGGAGGUCAAAAUGGAGAUACGGCGCAUAUUUCUGAAGACCUGUUCAACCGAUGCGAAUUGCUCCAAUAUCACUUGAUUGAAUGCGAAAAAGUGUGCCAAGCCCGCAACCUUCCCAGCUUGUUUCCACGUAUCUUCGACCCUGCUCCCAUUCAGGACAUUGUCAGUUUGCAUUGUAUCCUUUUUGCCAUUCAAUACAGUUCGGCAAAGACUUGGAUAGAUUCUGGAUUACAGGUAGACCGGAUUAUUGGCCAUAGUUUUGGUCAGUUGACUGGUCUUUGUGUCAGUGGGGGGCUCAAGUUGUCGGACGCAAUUUAUCUGGUCUCUGAGCGCGCUAGACUGAUUCGUGAUGAGUGGGGGCCGGACCGUGGGGUAAUGCUUGCCGUCGAAGCAACACUUGCAGACGUUCAGCACUUGAUGAGCGAUAUGCAGGAUGUUGCUGUCGAUAUUUCCUGUGUGAAUGGAGCGCGGAACAUCAUCCUUGCAGGAGAUGAGGCAUCUAUCUGCGCGUUCGAGGAUUUGGUGGCUCAAAACCCAUUCCGUACCAUUCGUGCCAGGCGACUUAAGAAUACACAUGCCUUCCACUCUCGAAUGGUGGACAGCAUUGUCCCAGGUUUGAAUAUGGUGGCUGGUGAUAUCCAGUUCUUCCCGUUGUCGAUUCCUUUAGAGCCGUGCUCAGCCGAUGCAGAUUGGUCCCCUGUGACUCCGAAAGCAAUUGUGGAUCACAGCCGAUACUCUGUUGACUUCCGAGCAGCGGUUGAGAGGGCAGCCGUAAAGGUUCAGGGGCCCGCUGUCUGGCUGGAGGCAGGAUCUGCGUCUCCGAUCAUCCCCAUGAUCCAAAGGAUCAUGAGAGCCACUGCAUCUACUGCCGGGGCGCACAUCUAUCAGGCGAUUGAUUUGGAAGGUCCACUGGCGCAGAGGAAACUUUCUCAGGCUACUUGUAAUCUUUGGAAUAGCGGCGUACCAGUACAAUUCUGGCCAUUCCACGCUGGUCAGGCCAAGACUUUCAACUGGAUCAACCUGCCGCCGUAUCAGUUUGCUCAACAUCGUCAUUGGAUUGAUUUUGAUCCUUUUGCUUUCAGUCCGGUCACGCACCAGAAUUUGUCGAGUGCUCCGGCCGAUGUUAGCCCGCCCGAGUUCAUACAGAUCAUUAGCAAGACGGAGAAGGAAUGCCUAUGUUCCAUCAACACAAACGAUGCUUUGUACCAGAUGUGUACCAGUGGUCAUGCAGUCGUUGACCAGAAUCUAUGCCCUGCAUCUCUCUACAUCGAGAUGGUAGUCAGAGCUGCGCAUCUUGUUUGCCCGGAGACCACAUCGUCGCCUCAGAUGCCCCAUGUCCAAGACCUGGAGAUCUCCGCUCCCCUCGUGCUAAACCCCUCGGGUGACCUUCUCUUGGAGUUAUUACAGCUUCAGCCUGAUCAUGCGACUUGGUCAUUUUCUCUGUUCACCCGAGAUGCUAAGAGCGCCAUCAUAACCCACGCGGCAGGCAAGAUCAGCUUGCAUUCAUUUGAUCGCCCUGACCCGUUGUUUGCACGGUUGAAUUCCAUGAAUCGUCUGAUUCGUGCAUCUCGAGUGCAUUCCAUCAAGAAAUUACCCGGAUCGAGUGGUUUAAAAGGGAUGGCGGUCUAUCAGUCGUUCCGGAGAGUUGUCAAUUACGCGUCGUGCUAUCGUGGUGUUGAGAGUGUGUAUGCGACCGAACACGAGGCUGCAGGUGUGGUCAAUCUUGCCACAUUGCCUACUGCCAAGAGCAGAUGUGAUCCUAUUCUCCUGGAUAAUUUCAUUCAAGUUGCCGGUAUUCAUGUCAACUGUCUGUCAGAUAUUCGGGGGGAGGAGGUGUUUGUGUGCACUGAGAUUGGAGAACUCUUUUUUGCGGAGCCAUUCCUGGAUCGGGAAGGGGCGGCCUCAUGUUCUUGGGAUAUAUAUUCCAAUAUCGAGCGCCCCUCAAAAACCAAAAUUACCUCUGAUAUUUUUGCGCUAGACCGCACAACGGGCAAGCUCGCUGUCGCUGUUCUUGCUGUGACAUUCAAGAGUCUUUCGAUCGUUUCACUUACUAGAGCUUUGAAAGGACUGAACAGCCAUCCCGUGGAUGAAAAGAGUGAUUCACUCGGACACUUCCCCGAGAGUGAGAGAGUCCCUAUUGUUCCGCGGAGCGCAAAUCAUGCCAUUCUUGCUGCUCCCCAGGAAGCGCUUCCUAGUCAUGAUUACUUUCUGGACGUCCAAGCCAUGCUCUGCGAACUCUUGGGAAUGUUGCCUGAAGAUCUCCCACCCUCCUCGAAUCUAGAGGAGAUUGGCGUUGACUCAUUGAUGCGAAGCGAAGUUCUUGCAGAAAUCACCAAGCGAUUCAAGGUCUCAAUCACGUCAUCUGAAUUAGCAGAUAUUCCCAAUGUCCAGUUACUGGUCAACACCAUCUUCCCUCACAAGUCUAUCUCUAAUUUUACCGAUGAAUUCCAACCAGCAUCGCAAAGCGAGACAUCGGAUCCCUCCUCCUCUGGUUAUGAUGACUCUACGAUCCCGACGCCUAUUUCAAUGGAGCAUUCACAGGGCCUUAUGAACACAGCACCUCUUGUCUUCAGCGAGAUACAGGGAACAGCAGUUCACAGUCAGACAACAAAAUGGGAUGGUUUCUAUAGCUCUGUCUAUCCCAAACAGAUGGAGCUUGUCACUGCAUAUGUCGUAGAGGCUUUUGAAUCUCUCGGUCUCUCGCUGGAGCAUCUUCACCCUGAGCAGCACCUGCCUCAGGUUGAGGUUUUGCCACAGCAUCAGAAAGUAUUGGGGCAGCUACACGCCAUUUUGGAAUCAUCAAAUCUGAUUCGAGCCACCGAGACGGGCUUUUUGCGCACAGGGACGCCUAUCACACAGUUGACUUCGUUAGAAAUACAUGAAGAGAUUGUCCGCCUUUAUCCUCAACACAAAUCCGAGCACGAUCUUCUCAGAAAAACAGGCUCACAAUUGGCCGACUGUUUGACUGGGGCGGCUGAUCCCAUUGCAAUUCUCUUCCAAAACGCUGAAGCCCGUCAGCUGAUGGAGGACGUUUACACAAAUGCACCUAUGUUCAAUGCUGCAACCCGCCAUAUGGCACAGUAUCUGACAGCUCUGCUUGCUCGCGGGGAUACCUUGCACGAAGUCAAAAUUCUCGAGAUCGGCGCAGGUACAGGUGGGACAACCAAAGCUCUGCUGAGCCAGCUGACAGCUCUCCCGGGCCUUCGAUUCGAAUACACAUUCACUGACCUGUCUUCAUCACUCCUGGCACUCGCGCGCAAGAAGUUUAAGCAUUACAACUUCAUGAAGUAUCAGACGCUGAAUAUCGAACAGACCCCUGGGCUAGAAAUGCUCGAACAGUACGAUGUAAUCAUCUCCAGCAAUUGUAUUCAUGCCACACGCAAUCUGGUUGAGUCUUGCACCAACAUCAGAAAGCUCUUGCGACCAGAUGGAGUCCUUUGUCUGAUUGAACUGACACGUAACAUCUUCUGGUUUGAUCUCGUCUUUGGUCUUCUCGAGGGUUGGUGGCUGUUUAAUGAUGGCAGAAAACAUGCACUUGCCAGUGAGCAUGCUUGGAAAGCUACACUCUCCCAAUCAGGAUUUGAAUGGGUAGACUGGUCACGAAAUAACUCACAGGAGUCAAACACUCUGCGACUGAUCACUGCUUCCCCGACACCUGUUCUCCCGGGGGUCAAGGGAGUUGAGAGUACUGCUAUCCUCCCGGAGAAGGAGACCGUUCUUUUUGGGGAAGUGGGUGGUGUGAGGCUUUGCGCCGAUAUCUUCUACCCCAAGAGUCUUCAGCCUCCUGGAAGGAGUCGUCCGAUUGCUCUCAUGAUUCAUGGAGGAGGGCACGUCAUGCUGUCCCGAAGGGACGUUCGACCUAAGCAAACAAAGAUUUUAUUGGAAGCAGGCUUCCUACCAGUCAGCAUCGACUACCGGCUUUGCCCUGAAGUAACCCUUCUUGAAGGACCCAUGCACGACGUACGGGAGGGUUUACGCUGGGCACGCUAUACUCUUCCAAGUUUGGCCCUUGGGCGUGCCGACAUUCGCCCAGAUGGAGAGCAAGUAGUGGUAGUUGGAUGGUCCACUGGAGGCCAUUUAGCCAUGACUCUUGCUUGGACAGCACCACAGGCUGCAAUUCCACCCCCUGACGCAAUCUUGGCCUUCUACUGUCCAUGUGAUUACGAAAGUACGUUUUGGUCCAAGCCCAACAAUCCAUACAAAACCGAUUCUUCAUCAGUCGGCAUGGUGUACGAUGUGUGGGAAGGCAUGUAUGAAACACCGAUCACUGCAUACAACCCUCCGGCUAGCAAUGAGGCUCAAGGAGGAUGGAUGUCUCCCACCGAUGCACGAAGUCGGAUUGCGUUGCAUAUGAAUUGGACCGGGCAAACUUUGCCUAUUCUUCUACGCGGUAAACACCUCUGGAAGUCUCAAACCAGUGGUUCGGAAGGCUCAUUGCCAUACCCAACAUCUGAAGAAGUUCAAGCCGUCAGCCCGCUGGCUCAGAUUCGUCGCGGUUGCUACAAAUCACCUACGUUUCUAAUUCAUGGAGCGCUCGAUGACUUGAUUCCAGUGGAGCAGGUGCAAAGAACACAUGAUGAAUUGGAAAUUCAGGGCGUUGAAGCUGUGCUUCGUGUUGUGGACAAAGGUUUGCAUCUGUUUGACAUCUAUCCGAGAUACGAAGAUGACGACGGAGCCUCUCAAGCUGUUUUGGACGGGUAUCAAUUUCUUUCCAGUCAUGUUCGACUAUAG